Linum trigynum is the source of this 3633-nucleotide messenger RNA. NCBI's taxonomy places the organism in Eukaryota, Viridiplantae, Streptophyta, Magnoliopsida, Malpighiales, Linaceae. The record is from the annotation of a GenBank genome assembly.
GUACAACUUAAGCGCCGUCCGAAAUAGUGAUGGCAAUUUCAACCCGCCCCGCUGGUAUUACCCGACCUGACCCGCGAUGGGGUGGGUAUUACCCGACCCGCAGUAGCGUGGGGCGGGGCACGGGUAUCGACUUCCGACCUGCCCUCCCCCCCGCCCCGUUCUAGACUCAUUUUAUCUCAAUUUCUUACAAUAUCUAUACAUAUUUCUUCUAUUUUGACUUUUCAUCAACUAGUUAGAGUCGAUCUUUCAACUUGUUAGACUCAUUAUCCAUUCUAUUAUCAAUAUUUUUCAUUUUUAAAGUGUUUUCCCCUACGUUUUAUUGUAAAAAGUAAAGUUUACUUGUAUUUUUUUUGAACAACAUGUAAGAGUGGGUCGACCUGCUCCGUCCCAUACCCGCGCGGGUUUUACCCGCCCUGACCCGUAGUAGGGUGGGGCGGGGCAUGAGAAUUGAGGUACUCGCCCCGCCCUGCCCCAUUGCCAUUACUAGUCCGAAAUGAUUACAUCUUGAGAAAGAAAGAACAGAUUUAUCGGAAGAAGAACAAAGGCAGAAGAAAGGGGGAGAGUCCUCGAAGGAAUCAAACAGCGAAAUCAGUAACAAGGGAAAACUAAUAUUGGUCAAUCAGCCACUUUCUAUCAAUCUGGACUUGAUAUACCGUCAGAUUCCUCAAGCCCCCUGGCUAUCAGAAUUAAGAAAACAAAGAGAGUGGCAGAUCGUGGUAUAUAAACCUCAACCCCAGCCUAAUAUUUCCCUGGCAGAUGAAGAGGUGAAGGAGGAUGGAGAAGAGGGCAAAGUAGGGGUGUCAACAGAGGUGAAGGAGGAAGGAGAAGAGGGCGAAGCAGGGAUGUCAACAGAGGUGAAGGAGGAUGUUGAGAACCAGACUCUAAAUGGUAAUGAAGCGUCAGGUGUACGUGGAGCGGUGCAUGGGUCAAGGACUCCAGGUGAUUUUCUGAAAGAAGCAAGAGAUGCAGAAGAGAAGGAAUGGGGGAAAGUAAUGGAAACAACAUCAGUGACAUCUACUUCUGUAGCCAAUGAGUUCAUAGAAAAAAACAGAGUUUCCAGAAGAACAAAGCCAGAAAGAAUGGGGAAACAAUAAAACCUACAUCGAGGAUAAGGAAGAAGAAGAAGAAGUACAACUUAAGCAUCGACCGAAACGAUUAAAUCUCGAGAAUGAAAGAACAAAUUUAUAGGAAGAAGAACAAAGGCAGAAGGAAGGGGGAGAGUCCUUAAAGGAAUCAAACAGCGAAAUCAGUAACGAGGGAAAACUAAUAUUGGUCAAUCAGCCACUUUCUAUCAACCUAGACUUGAUAUACCGUCAGAUUCCUCAAGCCCCCUGGCUAUCAGAAUUAAGAAAACAAAGAGAGUGGCAGAUCGUGGUAUAUAAACCUCAACCCCAACCUAUUCUUUCCUUGGCAGAUGAAAAGGUGAAGGAGGAUGGAGAAGAGGGCGAAGCAGGGGUAUCAACAGAGGUGAAGGAGGAGGUAGAAUGGGCGAAGCAGGGGUGUCAACAGAGGUGAGGAAGAAUAUUGAGAACCAGACUCUAAAUGGUAAUGAAGCGUCAGGUGUAUGUGGAACGGUGCGUGGGUCAAUGACUCUAGGUGAUUUUCUGAAAGAAGCAAAAGAUGCAGAAGAGAAGGAAUGGGGGAAAGUAAUGGAAACAAUAUCAGUGACAUCUACUUCUACAGCUAAUGAGUCUACCGACACGUCAGGUGUACGUGGAGCGGUGCAUUGUUCAAGGACUCUAGGUGAUUUUCUGAAAGAAGCAAGAGAUGCAGAAGAUAAGGAAUGUGGGAAAGUAAUGGAAACAACAUCAGCGACAUCUACUUCUGCAGCCAAUGAGUUCACAGAAAUAACAGAGUUUCCAGAAAAACAAAGAUAGAAGGAAUGGGGAAACAAUAAAGCCUACGUCGAGGACGAAGAAGAAGAAGAAGAAGUUGAAGUACAACUUAAGCGUCGUCCGAAACGAUUACAUCUCGAGAAAGAAAGAACAGAUUUAUCGAAAGAAGAACAAAGGCAGAAGUAAGGGGGAGAGUCCUCAAAGGAAUCAAACAGCGAAAUCAGUAGCGAGGGAAAACUAAUAUUGGUCAAUCAGCUACUUUCUAUCAACCUGGACUUGAUAUACCGACAGAUUCCUCAAACCCCCUGGCUAUCAGAAUUAAGAAAACAAAUAGAGUGGCAGAUCGUGGUAUAUAAACCUCAACUCCAGCCUAUUCUUUCCCUGGCAGAUGAAGAGGUGAAGGAGGAUGGAGAAGAGGGCGAAGCAGGGGUGUCAACAGAGGUGAAGGAGGAGGGUGAAGAGGGCGAAGGAGGGGUGUCAACAGAGGUGAAGGAGGAUGUUGAGAACCAGACUCUAAAUGGUAAUGAAGCGUCGGGUGUACGUGGAGCGGUGCAUGGAUCAAGGACUCUAGGUGAUUUUCUGAAAGAAGCAAAAGAUGCAGAAGAGAAGGAAUGAGGGGAAAGUCAUGGAAACAACAUCGGUGAUAUCUACUUCUGCAGCUAAUGAGUCUACCGACACGUCAGGUGUACGUGGAGCGGUGCAUGGUUCAAGGACUAUAGGUGAUUUUCUUAAAGAAGCAAGAGAUGCAAAGGAGAAGGAAUGUGGUAAAGUAAUGGAAACAACAUCAGCGACAUCUACUUCUGCAGCCAAUGAGUUCACAGAAAUAACAGAGUUUCCAGAAAAACAAAGAUAGAAGGAAUGGGGAAACAAUAAAGCCUACGUCGAGGACGAAGAAGAAGAAGAAGAAGUUGAAGUACAACUUAAGCGUCGUCCGAAUUCGAGAAAGAAAGAACAGAUUUAUCGAAAGAAGAACAAAGGCAGAAGUAAGGGGGAGAGUCCUCAAAGGAAUCAAACAGCGAAAUCAGUAGCGAGGGAAAACUAAUAUUGGUCAAUCAGCUACUUUCUAUCAACCUGGACUUGAUAUACCGACAGAUUCCUCAAGCCUCCUAGCUAUCCGAAUUAAGAAAACAAAUAGAGUGGCAGAUCGUGGUAUAUACACCUCAACCCCAAUCUAUUCUUUCCAUGGCAGAUGAAGAGGUGAAGGAGGAUGGAGAAGAGGGCGAAGCAGGGGUGUCAACAGAGGUGAAGGAGGAUGGAGAAGAGGGCGAAGCAGGGGUGUCAACACAGGUGAAGGAGGAUGUUGUUAACCGGGCUCUAAAGGGUAAUGAAGCGUGAGGUGUACGUGGAGCGGUUCAUGGUUCAAGGACUCUAGGGGAUUUUCUGAAAGAAGCAAAAGAUGCAGAAGAGAAGGAAUGAGGGAAAGUAAUGAAAAAAAAUUAGCGACAUCUACUUCUGAAGCCAAUGAGUUCACAAAAAUAACAGAGUUUUCAAAAGAACAAAGACAGAAGGAAUGCGGAAACAAUACAGCCUACGUCGAGGAUGACGAAGAAGAAGAAUUUGAAGUACAACUUAGCGCCGUCCGAAACGAUUACAUCUCGAGAAAAAAAGAACGGAUUUAUCGGAAAAAGAACAAAGACAGAAAGAAGGGGAGAGUCCUCAAAGGAAUCAAAUAGCGAAAUCAGUAACGAGUAAAAACUAAUAUUGGUCAAUCAGCCACUUUCUAUCAACCUGGACUUGAUAUACCGUUAGAUUCCUCAAGCCCCCUGGCUAUCAGAAUUAAGAAACUGAAGAGAGUAGA